AUGCAGGACAAUCACUGCCAAAGAUCUGAGGGUCCCAGGCUCCGGCUUGACCAACUGGUGCUACCAAAUGUAACAGGACCGACUGCCUAUUACUUGCUUGCGCUUAAUCUGCAAGGAAAUGAUUUGGGGGUUGCUGAGAAAAAAGUGUAUAAAUAA
This is a messenger RNA of Plasmopara halstedii, 156 nucleotides long. RefSeq lists its product as uncharacterized. The record is from RefSeq and is a predicted model, not a curated record. Lineage: Eukaryota; Oomycota; Peronosporomycetes; Peronosporales; Peronosporaceae. The coding region runs from base 1 to 156 and encodes 51 amino acids. The transcript has 2 exons.